AUGAUUGAAGGAUUUGAGAAUUAUUUCUCAAUUCAAAUCUUCUUUAUUAUUUUAAGAGAAACUUUAGAAACUGCCAUUAUUAUUUCGGUAUUACUUUCAUUUAUAAAUCAAAGAUCUCAUAAACAUGAAGAAUCAAUUGAUUCAACACAACCACAACAACCACAACUUUCACAACACCAUAUAGAACAUCUAGAAAAGGUACAAAGGAAACUUAGACUUCAAGUAUGGAUUGGAGCAAUUCUUGGAUUAGUCAUUUGUUUUAUUAUUGGAUUAAUCUUUAUAUUUUGUUUUUAUAUCAUCGGGAAAGAUUUUUGGUCAUAUACUGAAAGAGUAUGGGAAGGGGUAUUUUCAAUCUUAUCAAGUAUUAUAAUCACAAUUAUGGGUAUUGGUUUAUUAAGAAUUAAUAAAGUUAUGAAACUUAAAUGGUGGAUUAAAUUAGGUGAUGCUUAUAAAAACGAUAUAGAUUUAGAUGAUCAAAAUAAUGAAGCAGAAGAAGAAAUUGCGAAAUUUGGUCAAGGUGAAUUAGAAGAUGAAGAUGAUUUAAUCGCAAACUAUGGUGGAACUAGAUCAAGUGCUGAAUCCAAUGAUAUCGAAACUGUUCCAUUAACAGGAUCUUCAACUUCAGCUGUACCUAUCCCAAAUUCUUCAUCAUCCCCAUCUCCAUCAAAUUCAUCAUCAUCGGCAUUAUCUGGCAAAUUGAAACAUAAACAAAGAUUUACCAAGAAAUACUUCCUCGCUAUCCUCCCCUUAGUCACAACCUUAAGGGAAGGACUCGAAGCAGUCGUAUUCAUAGGAGGAAUAGGUAUGUCCCAACCAUUAUCCUCUAUCCCAUUAUCCAUCAUCUGUGGUAUUUCAUUCGGUACGAUUAUAGGGUAUACUCUCUAUAAAGGAGGUAACAAACUUUCACUUCAAUACUUCUUAAUCUUCCUGACUUGUUUUCUUUAUAUCGUAAGUGCAGGAUUAAUGUCUCGUGGUGUUUGGUUUUUGGAAUUGGAAGCAUAUGUCAGAAAAUGUGGUGGAUUGGAUGUGAGUGAAACUGGAAGUGGUCCGGGUUCUUAUGAUGUUGCCACUAGUAUAUGGCAUGUGAAUUGUUGUAAUGGUUUAACUGAUGGGUGGUGGAUGGUUUUGAAUGCGAUUUUUGGUUGGACUAAUUCGGCGACUUAUGGAAGUGUGUUUACAUAUUGUGCCUAUUGGGCGUUGGUUAUUGUUUGGUUGGAAAUUAAAUUAUAUGAAGAAAGAGUUGGGGUGUUGCCUUUAGUGCCUAUUAAAUGGCAAUUAAAGAGAAUUAGGAAGAAGGUGAGAUUAUAUGAAUUAAGACAACAACAAGAACAAGAACAUCAACAGGAACAACAACAACAACCAGAACAGCAGGAACAACAGCCUGUUGCAAAUCUCGAAGAACAAGCAUUGUUGCAAUAA
Messenger RNA from Hemisphaericaspora subhashii, 1419 nucleotides. RefSeq names its product Fth2p (gene FTH2). The coding region runs from base 1 to 1419 and encodes 472 amino acids. Gene Ontology annotation, biological process: iron ion transmembrane transport. NCBI's taxonomy places the organism in Eukaryota, Fungi, Ascomycota, Pichiomycetes, Serinales, Debaryomycetaceae. The record is from RefSeq and is a predicted model, not a curated record. Gene Ontology annotation, molecular function: ferrous iron transmembrane transporter activity. Gene Ontology annotation, cellular component: fungal-type vacuole membrane; high-affinity iron permease complex; plasma membrane. The transcript has a single exon.